This is a messenger RNA of Fonsecaea erecta, 342 nucleotides long. RefSeq lists its product as hypothetical. The transcript has a single exon. The record is from RefSeq and is a predicted model, not a curated record. Bases 1 to 342 code for a protein of 113 amino acids. Lineage: Eukaryota; Fungi; Ascomycota; Eurotiomycetes; Chaetothyriales; Herpotrichiellaceae.
AUGACGGACAACGAAAUCACCUUCAGCGUCUCCUUCGCACCCAAGUCAUCAUGCUAUAACGAAUUUGUGAACAUGAUCGUGAGGGACAGUAGAUGGCCGAUCAAUGUGUCAUUCGUGGGUGUUAACGCGGUGGUGGGCCGACUGGUGAGCAAGAAUUGGGCUGAGGUUGACUUCCCGAAUAUGAUCGAGACCAUCGUCACUCAUGGUUACACGGUUACCAUCACGGACCCCAAUACCUACACAAUUACGAAGACGGUACUGGGCCCAGUGAUGACCAAAAAUCAGAGCGUUCCCACGGUAUCGGACAAAAAGAGGAAGAAAAGGAAUAAGAGGAAGGUCUGA